Messenger RNA from Meloidogyne enterolobii, 757 nucleotides. The record is from the annotation of a GenBank genome assembly. Lineage: Eukaryota; Metazoa; Nematoda; Chromadorea; Rhabditida; Meloidogynidae.
UUGGCUUGAUAUGUCUACUCAAGGACAGAUAAUAACAUGUAAAGCAGCGGUUGCUUGGGAGCCUAACAAACCUUUGGUUUUUGAACAAGUUGAGGUUGGUCCUCCAAAAGAUGGGGAAGUUAGAAUUAAGAUUCUCUACACUGCUCUUUGCCAUACUGAUCUUUAUACACUAUCAGGCAAAGACCCGGAAGGCAUAUUUCCUGUAAUAUUUGGACACGAAGCUGUUGGACAGGUCGAAUCUAUUGGAAAUGGAGUUGGGAGUGUUGCUAUAGGAGAUUAUGUAAUUCCUUGUUUUGUGCCUCAAUGUAGAGAAUGUGAAUUUUGCAAAAAUCCAAAGACUAAUAUGUGCCAGAAAAUAAGAUUGCAACAAGGCCGUGGUUUAAUGCCUGAUGGAACUAGUAGAUUUAGUUGUAAAGGGAAAACUAUAUAUCAUUUUAUGGGUGUCAGCAGUUUUAGUGAAUAUACAGUUUGUGCUGAAAUUUCUGUUUGUAAGAUACCAAAAACCUCACCAAUCGACAAACUUUCCCCACUUGGUUGUGGUGUCUCUACAGGUUAUGGAGCUGUUUUAAAUACCUGCAAAGUUGAAACAAACUCUACUGUUUCUGUAUGGGGAUUGGGAACUGUUGGAUUAGCUGUUAUUAUGGGGGCUAAAGAAAUUGGGGCAAAAAGAAUUUUGGCUAUUGAUAUUUGUGAAGGAAAAUUUGAAAAGGGUAAAAAGGAAUUUUUUAAAUUAAAUAAACUUUUUCCGGAAAAUUGA